ACUGAGUAGCCCUUAUGACCAACAUGAGCUGGAGCUUUCUCACCCGCCUGCUAGAAGAGAUUCACAAUCACUCCACCUUCGUGGGGAAGGUCUGGCUCACCGUGCUCAUCGUCUUCCGCAUUGUCUUGACAGCGGUGGGGGGGGAGUCCAUCUACUCCGAUGAGCAGAGCAAGUUCACCUGUAACACCAAACAGCCCGGCUGCGACAACGUCUGUUAUGAUGCCUUUGCGCCGCUGUCACACGUCAGGUUCUGGGUCUUCCAGAUCAUCAUGAUAUCCACCCCUUCGGUCAUGUACCUGGGCUAUGCCAUCCACAGGAUCGCCCGGUCGGCGGAGGAGGAGAAGAAGUUCAAGGGAUUCAAGAAGAAGAAGCAGUUUGCUUUGAACUGGCAGGCAGUGCGCAACAUGGAGGACCCGAUGGAAGCUGACGAAGAGGAGCCCAUGAUCUCUGACGACACGGCAGAACACGAGAAAGCCAAAGCCAAGCCCAAGAGCAAAGAGCAACAAAAGCACGAUGGGAGGAGGCGCAUCCAGCAAGAAGGAUUGAUGAAAAUCUAUGUCUUCCAGCUACUUACCAGAGCUUCGUUUGAAGUUUGCUUUUUGAUAGGGCAGUAUUUGCUCUAUGGUUUUGAGGUAGAAGCCUAUUAUGUCUGCAACAGAGUCCCUUGCCCUCACACCGUGGACUGCUUUGUGUCCCGGCCAACAGAGAAGACCAUCUUUCUCCUGGUGAUGUAUGUUGUCAGCUGCCUGUGCUUAUUGCUGAACAUGUGUGAGAUGUUUCACCUGGGGUUUGGGACCAUCCGAGAUGCCAUUCGCAACCGGAAAAUCAACAGCUUUAGGCAGCCUCCCUACAACUAUGCCUACGCAAAGAACAUCUCCUGCCCUCCCGAGUACAACCUGGUAGUGAAAUCAGAGAAGUCCACCAAGAUCCCCAACAGCCUGAUGGCUCACGAGCAGAAUUUGGCUAACGUCGCUCAGGAACAGCAAUGCACCAGCCCGGACGAGAACCUCCCAGCAGACUUGUCCACCCUUCACAAACACUUGCGAGUGGCCCAGGAGCAGUUAGACAUAGCAUUUCAGAGCUACAGCAGCACCCAGGGCAACACACAACCUUCUCGAACGAGCAGUCCUGCCUCGGGUGGCACAGUGGUCGAGCAGAACAGGGCCAACACCGCCCAGGAGAAACAAGGUGCUAAACCCAAGGCCAGCUUGGAGAAAGGGAGCUCAAGCAGUAAAGAUGGAAAGACAUCUGUAUGGAUAUAG
Haliaeetus leucocephalus (bald eagle) is the source of this 1262-nucleotide messenger RNA. RefSeq names its product gap junction protein, gamma 2, 47kDa (gene GJC2). Gene Ontology annotation, cellular component: connexin complex. The transcript has a single exon. Gene Ontology annotation, biological process: cell communication. The coding region runs from base 15 to 1262 and encodes 415 amino acids. The record is from RefSeq and is a predicted model, not a curated record. NCBI's taxonomy places the organism in Eukaryota, Metazoa, Chordata, Aves, Accipitriformes, Accipitridae.